This is a messenger RNA of Petromyzon marinus (sea lamprey), 1242 nucleotides long. NCBI's taxonomy places the organism in Eukaryota, Metazoa, Chordata, Hyperoartia, Petromyzontiformes, Petromyzontidae. The record is from RefSeq and is a predicted model, not a curated record.
CGUCAUCAGCACGUAAAGGCGGUAAUUGGUGAUGUCACCAACAUAGGUGAGGAUUUAAACCCUGCGGGAGGGGGAUUCAGUGGUUGCUGCGCGUCGAUCUUUUUUCCGAAGUACAUCCCGGAAUUUCGUGAUGCCUUCGUCUGCCGCUGCCGUUGAGGAUCUGAGCGCUGUGAUGGACAUCUUCGUGCGCGAGUUCUGCGCCAACUGUGAAGGAGGCGUGGGGAGCGUCUGCAUGAGGAAGCACGCGCUGCAGAAUCUGCUCGUGAAGCACAUGCGGCCCUACCUGACGGGUGCGUGUGACCCGGAUGAAGUGCGCAAGAUCAUGGCGGAUCUUCACAAGAACCAAGGCGCCAGCGUGGACUUCCAAGCGUUCAUGGUCACGUGGACGAGGAUCCUCGUGGCUGGCCAUGCCCCGUUCCAGGAGCGCGUGUUCCUCACCAGGGGGCCCUUUGGCCCGCCCAUUUCUGCUGAUAAGCCAAAAUAAAUCUCUUUAAAAUAUAUAUAAAAUGAGAUGACUAAUAAAGUUACUGGCAAACUGGUCCUGGGCUUAGUGAAUCGUGUUUUUUCUAGUUCAACCGGCAAGCAGUGGUUGAUGCUGUUCCCUUCUCGUGAUGCACACUUGGUUUCGUGCAAUAGCUUUAGUCUUGAUGGAGGAGCCCCUCCUUAGGUUGGCUUUGCCCAAAAGGAGCCACGAGCGCCCCGCUGACCUCGGAUGUCAGGAGGAUCGGGCUUUGUACUGUUUGAAAACAGAUCUGAUGGUGGCACUUGACACCCAGUUAUUGGCCUCCUAAAGAAUGGGUAACAUCCCUAAAUGUUUUCUGUAGAAACAGGGGUGACGCUCCCUUCACCCUCGUGUAUCGGCAGAUCUUGGAAAGAAAAUCGUUAUGUUCCAGCGGCCACCCUCCCACUUCAUCAGUGGGAUUGAAUAUUUCCACCAGCGUGGCCGUUGACUAGAAAUUGAGUUCCUGGAGUGACGCAUAACUACAAACUAAGCUUGUCCCAAGUCCUUGCGAACUAUGAGAAGGCAUUUGACGAUGGAAAUUUGAGCUUAAACUUCUGAGAUGCUAAGGGACUACACCGAGAAUAUGCAAAUGACUCCAUUGAUAUUUGGGGGGUGGGAGGGGGGGAAUUGCACCUAAAUCCACGUUUCUCAAAGUUGGUAUUCGUGGAAGUGUAAAGAUGUGAACAAACUUGGAGCCUUGUCUUUAUUACACAGGCCCCACUUGCCUGACUCUUGAAGUG